Molecule: messenger RNA, 1566 nt
Organism: Colletotrichum truncatum
Lineage: Eukaryota; Fungi; Ascomycota; Sordariomycetes; Glomerellales; Glomerellaceae
Product: glycosyltransferase family 4
Molecular function (GO): glycosyltransferase activity
Source: RefSeq, a predicted model, not a curated record
AUGGAACAACAACCUCUUCUGCCGAGGAGCUACGGCACUUUGCCUCGAUAUCCAUCCCAUGACAACUCCAUAUUUCCAUCUUCGCUCCAGGGAAAGCGCAUUUUGCUCUGUACGGAAUCAUUUGGUCCCGUCAACGGCGUCAGCAGGACGACCUUGAUGCUGGUCGAGCAUCUGCGAUCGCACGGCGCACUCGUCGCCGUUGUCGCGCCGCACAACCACACCAAACACAACACAUUCUCCCCGUCAGCAAAAGCCGAUGACCAGCUAGAAGUGCGCCUCCAAGGCUACCCUCUUCCCUUCAACCCGGAGCUCUCGGUCGUCUACCCGGUGCGCGUGUCCGCCCUCUUCGCGAGGACUUUCGGAUCAGACACGCCUCCCGACCUUAUCUACCUGGCCUCGCCGGCGUCUCUCGGCUUCCAAGUGAUGCUGCAGCUACAGCAGCAGCCGAGGGAGAAACGCGUGCCGGUUAUCUGCAACUUUCAGACCGAUCUGGCGGGCUACUGUGCGAUCCUCUUCCCCCAUCCCUUCAGCACAAUGGCCGUCUUCGCGUUUGCCAUGGUCCAAAGCUUCCUGUUCCGCCACGACUCCGUCAAGACCGUCUUCUACCCGUCGCGCUUCGUGCGCAGAUAUCUCGAGGCGCAGGGCGUACAAGGCGCCAAGAUGGAGGUUCUGCGGCGAGGCGUAAAGACAGAGCUGUUCAGGCCGGAGAUGCGCAGUGAGGAGCUACGGAAACAGAUCGCCCCCAACGGCGAAAUCAUCCUAAUAUGCGUCUCCAGAGUAGCUGGCGAAAAAGGGUUCGAUUUCUUGGCUAAGGCCGUCAAAGAGAUGGACGGCAGGGGGUUGCGCUUCAAACUCUACGUCGUCGGCGGGAACCGCAACCCGGAUGUUGAAAGGGAGGUCCACGAGAUGUUCGAUCCUCUGAGAGCACAGGGCAAAGUCAUCUUUGCGGGAUUCAAGACCGGCGACGAUCUCGCGACGGCGUAUGCGUCGGGAGACAUCUUUCUUCAUUGCUCAAUUACCGAGACUUUCGGACUUGUCGUCCUGGAAUCGAUGGCCAGUGGUGUCCCCGUCGUUGCGCGAGACGAGGGCGGCCCGAGCGACAUCAUUGACGACGGCCGCUGCGGAUACCUUGUUCCGCCGGAUGACCUCGAGUGUUUCGUCGACAAGGUCAUGUAUCUCGCCAAGGACAGAGACAGCAGGGAAGCAAUGGCCGUGCAGGCCAGAGCGAUGGCUUGUGAGGCAACUUGGGAGAAGAUCAACAACCAAGUGGCCUGGCGGAUGGCCGACACGAUUGAAGAGCGGGAGCGCGAGAAGGCCCAGUUGAUCCAUCAGCGGUCGUCCAUCGCCAUGCAAGCAAGCCGGCUGGUGCCCAUGUACAGCUGGCUCCUCAUGAACAGCGCAGUGAGGGAUGUUCUUGUUGGGAGAAUCGUGGAUGCGAAGCUGGCCGGCGGGUUCUCUGUUGUCAUGGUUUUCUGGUGCUUCACCGGCAUGUACUUGGCCUUCACCGAGGCGGCGCUGUGGUUCAAGGGUAAGCUGCCGCGACUGUGGGGGCACAGAACAGCAUGA